Messenger RNA from Colletotrichum spaethianum, 2742 nucleotides. RefSeq lists its product as uncharacterized. Bases 1 to 2742 code for a protein of 913 amino acids. The transcript is spliced from 3 exons. The record is from RefSeq and is a predicted model, not a curated record. NCBI's taxonomy places the organism in Eukaryota, Fungi, Ascomycota, Sordariomycetes, Glomerellales, Glomerellaceae.
AUGAACAACUUCGAAAAGGCCUCACUACGUGUUGAUCCAACAAGCACGAAACUGCCGCCGAGCUCCGCGCUGGUCGACCUCAAGGACCCGAUUCAAGUCCAUCUGUUGACGGAGACGGCGCUGACAGACAGCAAACAAUACCGCAUAUUGUCCCAGGAAGAGGUGGAUGGUCUCAAGAAACAAAUUCAAUCAUUGGCGUUACGAGUCGAACAAACACGCGCGAACCUCGCGAUCCAGACAAAGUAUCGAGAUGCCGCCGUUUCCAUGGCCAAACUCUACACACAGCCCGAGGCUAGUAAAAGGAGGAGCUUGAUGGGCAGCAACCGCAACAGCAUGGGAGAAUCCUUGCGAGAGGCUGAAGCAGAGCGGCAGGCGAGCGAAAAACGGGUCCAAGAGCUGUCGAGCGAGCUACGGAAUCUCGAGCAGCGUCUGAUGGAAUCGCAAAGAGGCCUGCUGGAGCACACGGCUGGUAUCCUUCAGCUGACGCAUAGGGCUUCCAAGAAGCCAGCUAGUCAGCUGCCCGCGCAGCUGAUGAAUGGAAUACCUGGAAGCCCAGAGAGCUUGUACACCUACUCAAACGGUCGCAAUAGUUUGGAGGCGGUGGGAAACGGCUCCUUCGACGAAGACGGUUCCUACCAGAACCUCAACGACGAACCUCUCUCUCGCGGGCAACCGAAAGUCAGCCCACUUAAUAUUCCAUCCAAGGCACCAGCCCGAGAGCAAGAAACCCAGCUGCGACAGGAGGCCGAGAAGCUGAGGGAAGAAAACGCCAAGCUACGCGCGCAAGCUGACGCGUUGGCAAGUCUGCAGGAGGAGAACGCCCAGCUCCAAGCGCAAACCGACGUCUUGAGCGGCGAGAUCGAUGCUCUCAAGAGAGAGAACGCACAACGCUUACAGUCCGUCUCCGAUACCGAGCGGAAACUUACGACACUCAACAACUCUCUACGAGAGGUAAUUGUAAAUUUUAAUCCUACCAAGAACGGAGGCUUCCGUGAGCCUCCCUCAAUACCAGCCGACGGACCAGCGAAGCCUGGCACAACCUUGGCCGGUCAGUUUGAAUAUCUGGAGGCUGGCCUGUCGGCAGUGCGGCAGGAGCAAGAGCUCCAAGGGCAGUCCUCUGGCGAUCUCCAAGAGGCGGAGGUUGCUGCAGCCCAGGCGUCUGUCGCCCUUUCGCAGGCGGAAAACCGCAUCGACGAUUUGAACCAGCAGCUGCGGGACAUCCUUGUCGCAGUCGACCCCAGCUAUCCCGAGGUGCCAAAUUCUGGUCUUGACGGCCAGUUCGGCUGGCUUCAGCGUGCUUUGUCUGUUGUGGAGGAGGAAAUGAAGAAGACGGCCACCCAGUCGGCUGUCAAGAAACAAGACGAUGAGCAGGUCGAGGCUGUGCUGAUGGGCUUGUGGGAGAUCGUCCAGACGGGCUUCGCAACCAUUCAAAAGCAAAAGGCGGACCGUCGCCGCACGCGGAUGGAGCAGGGCGUGUCCGAUAACGAUGACGACAUGUCAGGCGAUGAAGCUGUCGACACCACGGAGCCGUACUCGUUGUCCGCGUUCUCGACCAAGGUGCAGUGGCUCUACAGCCAGGCUACUAGCCUGAAGGAGCAGAAAUCGGUCCUGAAGCGCCAGAUCAAGCAGCAACGCGAGUUGAAUAACAAGUCGGACUCGCAGAAGGAUGAAGAGUUGAGGGCAAAGCAAGACCAGCUCGAACAGCUGCGGGCAGCCCAGAUGCGCUCCGAGGAGGAGAAGGCUCUCGAGUUGACGCUCAAGCAGGAUCAGCUGGAUCAGCUUAGGUCGCUGCUCGAACGGUCUGAGGAAGAAGCGGCCGAGGCCCAAGAGAAGCUGGUCAAGGCCCAAAAGGAGGCGGAGGCCGCGUCGACUAUGCGCAUGGCCAACGAGUCCAGUGCUGCCAGAACGCAAAACGACAUCAAGGAGCGCGACGCCAAGAUCGCCUCUCUGGAAGCGAGCACCAAGGAGGCAAGAGCCACGCUUGCGAGCCUCAACACAAACGUUCAAGAGAUGAGCGACAAGCUGAGCAGGGCCAAUGAGGAGAUCGCACUCCUGACAAGCAAGCUGGCGGGAGCGGAGAAGGCGGCAGUCGAGAAGCAGCAAGAGGCUGCAGCCAAGGACAAGGAGGUCAAGGAGAAGGAGGAGGAACUCGAGCGCUUCAAUAUGAUGAUUGUCGAGCUGAAGACGGAGCUGACCAUCGCGCAAGCCGAGCUCGACGGCGCAUACGGCUCCCGUAAGGAGAGGGCCAACCAGGCCGCGGCUGUUAAGAGCACUGUCGAGGUCACGCAGCUCAAGGCGGAGGUCGACCGGCUCAAGGAGGAGCUCAGCUCGACCCUCAAGGAGCUGGAGAACAUCACAGCCGAGACGAUCAACGCCGAGCGGGAGAAGUUUGAGGUCGAGAGCAAGCUCGAUGACGCGCUCGCCGUCAAGUCGAACCUCGAGGGCGAGAUCAGCUCGCUCAAGGACCAGCUCGAUGCCGAGGUCGACAACACGCGGACCAAGAUAGCCAAGCUGCAGGAGGAGCUCGACAACGAGCGGCUCAAGGUGACGCCCGGCACCGGCGCCCGCGGGGCUGGUGCGUCGAUGCUCAGCGAGCAGUUCCGUGCCACGAUGAGGGAAGAGAGGAAGAAGUUCCAAGAGGAUCUCAGGGAGGAGCAAGGCAAGAGGAGAAAACUCGAAGAGGAGCUGCAGAAGCUCAGGAAGUCUCAGGGGCCCGGGCGGAGUCCCCUGAGCCCCCGGUGA